Molecule: messenger RNA, 2844 nt
Organism: Letharia columbiana
Lineage: Eukaryota; Fungi; Ascomycota; Lecanoromycetes; Lecanorales; Parmeliaceae
Exons: 5
Coding region: 1-2844 (947 amino acids)
Biological process (GO): mitotic spindle organization; microtubule-based movement
Molecular function (GO): microtubule binding; microtubule motor activity; ATP binding
Source: RefSeq, a predicted model, not a curated record
AUGGCGAGCGCCGCGAAUGCAGGAAACACAAUAAAAGUGGUUGCGCGGUUUCGUCCCCCGAACAAGGCAGAGCUAGCGAGUGGAGGAGAUCAAAUAGUGGAUUUCGAGACGGAUGAUACAUGCAGCAUCAAUUCUCAUGAAGCAGCCGGCGCAUUUACCUUUGACCGGGUAUUCGACACAACCUCGCGGCAAACAGAUGUCUUCGAUUUCUCAAUCCGCUCUACGGUCGACGACAUACUCAACGGCUACAAUGGCACGGUCUUCGCCUAUGGGCAGACUGGGGCGGGGAAGUCCUACACGAUGAUGGGCGCCGAUAUUGACGAUGAGGAUCAAAGAGGAAUCAUACCCCGGAUAGUGGAGCAGAUGUUUACCAGCAUAUUACGGAGUCCUGGGAACAUCGAAUACACCGUUCGGGUUAGCUAUAUGGAGAUCUAUAUGGAAAAAAUCCGGGAUCUGUUGGUACCUCAGAAUGACAAUCUACCGAUACACGAAGAGAAGAGCAGGGGAGUCUAUGUCAAGGGCCUCUUGGAAAUCUACGUCUCGAGUGUCCAAGAAGUCUAUGAGGUCAUGAGGAGAGGAGGUGCUGCCAGGGCUACGGCUGCGACGAACAUGAACCAAGAGUCUUCACGGUCACACUCGAUCUUUGUCAUCACUAUCACCCAGAAGAAUGUUGAGACAGGCUCAGCUAAAAGCGGGCAACUCUUCCUCGUCGAUCUUGCUGGUAGCGAAAAGGUUGGGAAGACAGGUGCCAGUGGACAGACGCUUGAAGAAGCUAAGAAAAUAAACAAGAGUUUGAGCGCGCUGGGAAUGGUGAUCAACUCGCUCACAGACGGCAAAUCGACACACAUACCGUACCGAGACUCGAAGCUCACUCGGAUUCUGCAAGAAUCACUGGGUGGUAAUUCCAGGACUACCUUGAUCAUCAAUUGCUCGCCAAGCAGCUAUAACGAUCAAGAGACCCUAAGUACACUGAGAUUUGGUGUCAGGGCUAAGGCUAUCAAGAACAAGGCCAAGAUCAACGCUGAGCUCAGUCCACUGGAAAUGAAGCAGCUACUGAAGAAAGCGCAAAACCAAGUCACGACGUAUGAGGUCUACGUCUCAAGCUUAGAAGGAGAGGUCCAAUCAUGGCGCAGCGGGGAGACAGUACCCAAAGAGAAAUGGGCUCCUGCAUUAGCUGCUGGUGGAGUAGCCGGUGCGCGAGCAGAGUCGCGUCCUGGCAGACCAGGCACACCAUCCAGAUUGCAAGAAAUUGGCAGGUCAGAGACACCCAGCCGAUCGGAAUCGAGAACUGGAGAUCGAGCUUCUACUCCUAGCAUUGUACUCGAAAAGGACGAGCGAGAGGAGUUUUUGCGACGAGAAAACGAGCUGCAGGACCAGGUGGCCGAGAAAGAGUCUCAACUAUCUACAGCAGAACAGGCUUUAAAAGAGGCGAAGGAAGAGCUUCAAUUAUUGAAAGAGAACAGCUCUCGAAAAGGCAGAACAAAUGAGAAGCUUGGCAGCGAGGUGAACGAAUUGAAGAUGCAGCUUGAGAGAGUAGCAUUCGAGAGUAAAGAGGCUGCCAUUACCAUGGACGGCUUGAAGGAAGCCAACUCGGAACUUACCACCGAGCUGGACGAGGUCAAGCAGCAGCUGCUUGACGCAAGAAUGAGCGCCAAGGAGACGAACGGUGUUCUCGAUGAAAAGGAGAAGAAAAAAGCGGAACGAAUGGCACAGAUGAUGGCCGGCUUCGAGAUGGGAGAUGAUUCUUUCUCAGACAACGAAAGCAAGAUCCGAAGAUGCAUACAACAGGUCGAUGCCCUUCAUGAGACUAGUGCUGCGGGAGAGAUGAUUGCGCCUAACGAGCUGCAGGAACUGAGGAUCAGACUGGUCGAAGCGGAAGGUAUCGUUCGGCAAGCGGAUGUGAGCUCGAAUGCCACAACCGAGCUAGGUGAUGAUCGAGACCGAAGAAGAGAUCUUGUUGAGCGACUAGCGACCGUCGAACAGGAGUACGAAGAGCUAAUGGAGCGCAACCUCUCUGAAGCGGACAUCGACGAGGUCAAGAGCAGGCUGUCAGAACUCUACACCAGCAGGAGGGAAACACAAGCUCAAAUGAUCAAAGACAUGCGAGAAGACCUGGCGCGAAAGGACGAGGAGAAUCAUCGUCUGAAAAUGAGCGUCGAAGAAUCUCAACGUGCUCCCAGGACCAACGGGGCAACUCAACCGACAGCAACCAGCAGGACUGUUCAACAGCAGAUCGCCGACUUUGACGUCAUGAAGAAGUCGCUGAUGCGGGAUCUUCAAAAUCGCUGCGAACGUGUGGUGGAGCUCGAGAUAUCCUUAGACGAGACCCGCGAGCAGUAUAACAAUGUGCUUAGAUCAUCCAACAACCGGGCACAGCAGAAGAAGAUGGCCUUUCUAGAGCGAAAUCUAGAACAGCUAACCCAUGUGCAAAGACAACUUGUUGAGCAAAACGGAAGUCUCAAGAAAGAAGUCGCGAUUGCGGAGAGGAAGCUGAUGGCAAGAAAUGAGCGAAUUAUGAGUUUAGAGGCGCUACUGCAGGAUAGUCAAGAAAAGUUGACGGCAGCGAACCACAGGUUCGAAGCACAACUCACCGCAGUCAAAGAGCGACUCGAAGCCGCCAAGCACGGCUCCACGCGUAACAUGUCAUUAGCAUCUAACAACCCUGUCGGUUUCAACUUUGGAGGAGCAGGGUCGCGGAUAGCAAAACCCUUACGAGGGGGCGGCGCGAACGAGCAAAUGAACGGCGCAGGUCCCAACCUGCCUGUAUUGAGUGGGCUGCAGGCGCAAGAGGCAAACGGUAGUCCAGGCGGGAAGAGGAGCAGUUGGUUCUUUGAUCGCCGUUGA